Molecule: messenger RNA, 5870 nt
Organism: Penicilliopsis zonata CBS 506.65
Lineage: Eukaryota; Fungi; Ascomycota; Eurotiomycetes; Eurotiales; Aspergillaceae
Exons: 3
Coding region: 442-5508 (1688 amino acids)
Biological process (GO): protein targeting to vacuole; late endosome to vacuole transport; macroautophagy
Cellular component (GO): phosphatidylinositol 3-kinase complex, class III, type II; late endosome; phosphatidylinositol 3-kinase complex, class III, type I
Molecular function (GO): protein serine/threonine kinase activity; protein binding; ATP binding
Source: RefSeq, a predicted model, not a curated record
ACACGCACUCAUUUCUAAUCCGCCUCCCCCUGAAGGCUCCACUCCGCCGUCUCCCUGUGGCGAACAGCGACUCGCUGCUGCCAGCGUCGCCGUGCACGAUCCCAGAGGACUAAGAGAACUAGUCGGGAAACUAGCCCGCUCACCGCUUUUGCUGCUUAGAUAACCACGAUAACCGCCACGUGAUUGAUGACUAAGGAUAUUUACACGUGAUCUUCAGUGCUAUCUUAGUAUCUAUCGGUGUAUCACCUGACAUCACCUGACUCAAUGAUAACUAAUCAUAUCACCUGACAUCGUCAUCACCGGCUACAGGCUACAGGCUACACCUGACCGCCGGACUUGACCUCUCACCAAGCAAGUUGCAAACGCCUGGGACGGGCUCGACCGGCGUGAAAGACUGGGGAAUCGGUGCGUUUGCCUGUGCGAUGAAGGCGUCCCGACACGAUGGGACAAGGCUACUCGCUCACGACCCUGUCCGCAGGGUCCGCGGGGAUCGACGUGCCCGAGUUAUCGGAUCUGGUGUAUGAGAAGUCGAUGGGCGGCGGGCGUUUCAUGAAGAGUAUCCGUGCCCGGCAGCAGAAUGGGCUGGUGUUCGUCAAGGUGAUCAUGAAGCCGUAUCCGAGCAUGGAGUUGGAGCCGUACGUCAGGGCGAUCGUUCGGGAACGCAAGUUACUGGCAGACGUGCCGAAUGCGCUGGGAUAUGCUCGGAUCUUGGAGACCAGCACCAGUGGGUAUCUGGUUCGGCAAUAUAUGCAUAGCUCGCUUUACGAUCGGAUGAGCACGCGGCCGUUUCUGGAAGAUAUCGAGAAGAAAUGGAUUGCGUUCCAGCUGCUGUGUGCGGUUCGGGACUGCCACGCUGUAGAUGUCUUCCAUGGCGAUAUCAAGACGGAAAAUGUCCUAGUCACCUCGUGGAACUGGUUGUAUCUGUCGGAUUUCUCAUCCUCCUUCAAGCCGACCUUCCUACCGGAGGAUAACCCGGCCGACUUUUCGUUCUACUUUGAUACGUCCGGGAGACGGACAUGUUAUCUCGCCCCGGAGCGGUUCCUCGAGGCAGGGGAGGAGGCAGGGAGCCGAAACGUCAACUGGGCGAUGGACAUCUUCAGUGUCGGAUGUGUCAUCGCCGAGCUCUUCCUCGAGUCUCCGAUUUUCACGCUCAGCCAAAUGUACAAGUAUCGCAAGGGCGAAUACAGUCCGGAGCAUAACCAAUUGGCCAAAGUUGAGGACCCGGAGAUCCGAGAGCUCAUCCUUCACAUGAUCCAGCUGGACCCGGAGUCGAGGUAUUCGGCGGAAGAAUAUCUCAAUUUCUGGAAGAACAAAGCCUUCCCAGAAUACUUCUACAGCUUUCUUCACCAGUACAUGUCGCUGAUGACGGAUCCCACGUCAGGCAGGGGACGAGUCGACUUGGAAUCUGCCGCUCGAGGCGAAGCAGAUGACCGGAUCGAGCGCAUCUAUCUCGACUUCGACAAGGUUGCCUAUUUUCUGGGCGCCACUGUUCAGCCCCCGCAGGACGGCUCCAAUCUCUCUACGUCCCGACUCACCGGCUCCUCCACUCCCGUUCAACUCGAUUUGCCCAGUUACGGCCAUCAAACCUCACGGGCACUUAGCCAGGCGGACGAUGGCGCUCUAGUCUUCUUGACCCUUGUUGUAUCGAGUCUGCGGAAUACGAGCAAGGCGUCGGCCCGAAUCAAAGCCUGCGACAUUUUGCUUGCGUUUGCAGAACGGCUUUCGGAUGAGGCCAAAUUGGACCGAAUCCUCCCCUACAUCAUGCUGUUGUUGAACGACCGCUCAGACGCCGUUCGCAUCGCGGCUAUCCGAACGCUAGCCCAGCUGCUAGAACUGGUCCAGGUGGUUUCUCCUGUAAAUGCCUAUCUUUUCCCCGAAUAUAUCUUUUCUCGUCUCCAACCUUUCAUCUCAAGCUCAAACGCUAGCCCAAGUCCUAUGGUCCGAGCCGCAUAUGCAUCCAGUGUUGCGUCUCUGGCCCAAUCCUCUCUCCGGUUCCUGGACAUGAUACAGGCUCUGCGCUCGGACACGCGUCUGACUUCGUUGAUUCCCGUAGGUACCGAACCGGGAUGGACCGAAGACGCUACUUACCACAAUCUGUAUGACGUGGCCCGGUCUGAUCUACUGGAGUACUUUGAAAUCCAUACCAAAGCUCUGUUAACCGACAGCGAUGCCUCGGUGCGUCGUGCCUUUCUCGGAUCGGUUUCGCGCCUCUGUGUGUUUUUCGGCAACUCCAAGACCAACGAAGUCAUCCUCAGCCACUUGAACACAUAUCUCAAUGACCGAGACUGGAUUCUCAAGUGCGCCUUUUUCGAAGCGGUGAUCGGAGUUGCUUCCUAUGUGGGGAGCACCAGUUUGGAGCUAUACAUUCUACCACUGAUGAUCCAGUCGAUGACGGAACCGGAGGAGUUUGUCGUUGAACGAGUCAUCCGCUCACUGGCAUCGAUGGCUGAUCUUGGGCUCUUUCAACGGUCAACAACAUGGGACUUGCUCUACAUUACGGCGCGGUUCUUGGUCCAUCCCAGCAUCUGGAUCAGAGAGGCCGCUGUCCAUCUCAUUGUCAGCUCGGCCAAGUUCCUCUCCAUCGCGGACAAGUACUCGAUCUUGGCACCACUGCUGCAACCCUUCAUGAAGGCGAACAUCAUGGAUUUUACCGAAGCAGACAUCCUCGACGUUCUCAAGCGACCUUUGGCACGGAAUGUGUACGAACUGGCCCUCGUUUGGGCCUCCAAGGUUGAAAAGGGCAUCUUUUGGAAGUCGACCAGCCGGGACGGAAUCUUCAAUCUUGGCGGUGCAGACAGCCACUUCUCCCUCCGUGGAGGCCAGAGAGGGUACGGAUUCACGCUGAGUGCACAUCCGAAGAAUGAAGAAGACGAGCAGUGGCUGUCUCGGCUCCGAAAUCUGGGGCUGGGCCCGGAGGAUGAAUACAAGCUGCUCGCUCUGCGAGAGUAUAUCUGGAGGGUCUCGUUGCGGCAGGUCAAUGAAAUGGAGGCUGGGGCCCUGUCGUCCCUGAACAACGUCAUCUCCUUGACGCAAUAUGGCGUCAGCCCGCAGACGGUGUUUUUCGACAAGAACCAGACGGCCAAGCAGCGUCGAGGCUCUCUGGGUGGCAUUUCCGAGGGCGGUAUUACUACAGCCGGGGAACAUCGACCACGCACGAUUGCCGACGCCCUGCUGGACGCAUCCACGACGAUUGAGAACGCGAACAACGCGAACAACGCGAACGCCACCAACCGUCGGAAACACGUACGAUCCCGCAGCCAGCUACAGAAGGAAAUGGGAAUCCGCCCGACCGCGCUCGACGCGAUCCGUACCGAGCUCUCCUCGUCCGUCUCUUCGCGUCGGGCGUCGUCGUCGCCGUCGUCGUCGUCGUCGCCCGCCGCUCCGGACUCUCGCCCACUGUCGCCAUACGGCUUGAACCAUGAGCGGCGGGGAUCCGGACUCCGCCACAGCCCCGGGCCGGACAGCUCGUCGACCACGACGGACGCGGAGAGUGUUGUUGCGAAGAACAUGGUGGCUGCGGGAAUGCAGAAGAAGGCCAGCGCCAUGACUCUGUUGAACCGCAAGGAUUCCUCCAAGGCGUUUGCCGAGACGAGCAUGAGCUCGGCCAAUGCGUUUGGCAAAGUAGACGUUCCCUCGCAGAGAGACAUGGCUCCUCCGUCGCCGGCACGGACAGAAAAGAGGACAACAACGGCGACGUCUGUGUCGGACCCCGGCAAACCACGAGGGUACCACGCCAGCCAUUCUUACGGGGGCAACGACCCUGUCAUCCUGCGGUUACUGGACUCUGUGUUUGCGGAGAACUUCCCGACGGACCUGUUAGAGCUGGGCCCGUUCGUCAAGGAGGUGGACACGCGCAAACCGAUGAAGCGAGCGAACGCGCCGGCGGGCGAUGUAGCGCGCAAGCCAUGGAAACCCGAGGGAAAUCUGGUGACGAUGUUUGGGGAGCACAGCGGGCCGAUCAACCGGGUGGUUGCGGCGCCGGACCACUCGUUCUUUGUGACGGGGUCGGACGACGGGACGGUCAAGGUGUGGGACACGACGCGGCUGGAGAAGAACCUGACGCCGCGAUCGCGGCAGACGCACCGACACGCGGCGGGGGCGAAGGUGAAGGCGUUGACGUUUGUGGAGAACACGUACACGUUUGUCAGCGGGGCGACGGACGGCAGCAUCCACGCGGUGAAGGUGGACUACCAGGCGACGCUGGACACGGUGCGGUACGGCAAGCUGCAGGUGGUGCGCGAGUACCAGCUGGGGCGGCUCGGUGCGGACGACGGGAGUGGUGUGGUCGAGUAUGCGAUCUGGAUGGAGCAUUUCCGCAGCGAGGCGCAAUCGACGCUGCUGAUCGCGACCAACAUGUGCCGGGUGGUGGCGCUGGACCUGAAGAGCAUGCGGGUGGUGUACACGCUGCAGAACCCCGUACACCACGGGACGCCGACGAGCUUCUGCUGCGACCGCAAGCACACCUGGCUGGUGCUGGGCACGACGCACGGCAUCCUCGACCUGUGGGAUCUACGGUUCGGCGUGCGGCUCAAGGCGUGGGGGCUGCCCGGGGCCGGGGCUAUUCAUCGCCUGCAGGUUCAUCCGACCAAGGGACGUGGGCGUUGGAUCUGUGUGGCGGGCAGUGGCCCGCACGGCAACGAGAUCCUCGUCUGGGAUAUUGAAAAGGUGCAGUGUCGGGAGGUGUAUCGUGCGGCCUCUCCGGGGGGGAAUCUUACUUCCACGACCAACACCAACGGAGCGAAUCAUCACGGUCAUACCAAUCCGGCGCUGGUUCAUGCCAACUGGAAAGUCUACCAGGCGUGGCAUGUGGAUGGCGACCGACCGGAAGGGAUGCUGAACCGAUUCGCUUCGGAGGCGGGAAUGACUACUCCUGCUACUACUGCUACUGCUGCUACUACUACUACUACUACUACUACUACUACUACUACUACUACUACUACUAGCAGCGCCGAUCGAGUGGGCAUCUGCGCGUUCGCCGUGGGUUUCGACACGACGGACGAGAGCCGAGACAGUCCAAAGAGCGGGUUUAUCGUGUCGGCGGGCAGCGACCGACGCAUCCGGUUCUGGGAUCUCGCACGACCGGAGCAAUCGACGGUGGUGAGCGGGCUGGACAGCAGCGAGCAUACCGGUGUUUCUACUGGUACUUCUACCGGUACUUCCACUGGUACUUCUACUCGCAACCCCCCCAUUAAUAAUACCGGUCUGGUUCGGUACGAGGUGAUCCAGCCGAUCCCACAGUUGGUGAUUACCAGCGAGCACCUGCCGGGAUCCACGACCAGCACGACCAGCAGCACCAGCAGCACCAGCAGCACCAGCAGCACCAGCAAGGGGCCUGGAGGGUCCAAGGGGGCGCGCGGGCGGCCGCCUCGCAGCACGGUGAUCAGCCUGCAGCAGCAGCAACUGCUCCGCAGCCACCUGGACUCGAUCCAGGACGUGGCGGUUCUGCGAUGGCCGUACGGGAUGACGGUCAGCGUGGACCGGGCGGGGAUGGUGUAUGUCUUUCAAUAGCCUUUUUUUAUUUCUACGGAGUAUGCCGUUGGUUCUAGAAUAAGUUCUAGGAUAUUAUCUCUGUACUACUCCGUCCGGCUGGUUGGGUAAGAGAUAUUACCACCUACUAUAGACAAGUGGAGAAAGAUGAAACACUGGAGCGCAGGAUCGUUCAGGGGUAAUAUCCUGAAUCUACUCUAGCUAUGUAGUAUUACUGCAAGCUCUAGUAUUACUGCAAGCUCUUGUAAUAGUUACUGCAAUAAUAAGUGGUAGUUGUAGUAAGGGUUGGAUGCAAGGUUGGUGAACCACGGUUGACUAUGGAGUUGGGAUUGAUCAAAGCUUUAUAUUAUAGAGUAUAUAGAGUACCUAGGUAUGUAGUUGUC